Epinephelus moara (kelp grouper) is the source of this 8216-nucleotide messenger RNA. It is a transcript of the gene abl2, whose product is annotated as c-abl oncogene 2, non-receptor tyrosine kinase. The transcript has 11 exons. The record is from RefSeq and is a predicted model, not a curated record. Bases 556 to 4215 code for a protein of 1219 amino acids. Gene Ontology annotation, molecular function: protein binding; ATP binding; non-membrane spanning protein tyrosine kinase activity. NCBI's taxonomy places the organism in Eukaryota, Metazoa, Chordata, Actinopteri, Perciformes, Serranidae. Gene Ontology annotation, biological process: protein phosphorylation; regulation of apoptotic process.
UCAGACAGCCCACCUCGGCCCACCACCCGCUGGGUCUGGUGCCCAAGAUUGUUGGGACCCGGUUGGUGUUGGUGCUGGAGAGGUGGAGGAUCACGGUGACAGGGGAUCGCGGCGAACCCCCCGCCUUGUGCAACACAUCUCCUAUUCUGCGGUAAAGAUGGCGGCGUCAGAGGGGGCGCGUAGCGGCCGGACAACGGCAAAACGAUUCUGAAAAGCUCCGGAUUUGACCGAAUCUCUCUCGCCAGGUACCGUUAAUUUCUGCUCGGACACCAUCUGGAUCACCGGAAUAGAGACAAUAGCUGUCACACGCCGGGGUUGGGGUUUUAUUGUUAAAGUCAGGGUGGGUGGGUUUCACUGAUAGCUGCUAACGUUAGCUAACGGGCUAGCUGAGCGAGCUAAUACGGGCUAGUUAACGUUAGCUCGGCGAAGAAGAGCGGGGAGGGGAUUGAGGAAGACUAUUCGGGCCAGGCCGCUCCAGCUUGGGGGAAUGUGAACCAGAGGUGCACGGGGGGUUUGCUUGCUUCGUCCCAGACGUCCUUACACCAAACUACCGGGAUGGGACAGCAGGUAGGCCGCGUCGGUGAGAGCACAUCGACCGGACUCCAGCCACCACAGCCCCACGCGUCCCAACCGCACCAAGGGAAGGGGAACCGGGGGAGCGGCGCCGGGAGGAGACCCCGAGAACCCGGCAGUAGCACCGGGACACCGCCAGGCAGGGCUGCUGCAGUCAACGUGCCCGACCCAGGGAUCAAUAUCUUCACACAGCAUUCAGAAGCUCUUCACCGGCCGUUCGGCCUGGACUCUGCAGCGCUGACGGAGGCGGUACGUUGGAGCUCCAAGGAGAACCUACUGGGGGCGGCUGAGAGCGACCCUAACCUGUUCGUUGCACUUUAUGACUUUGUCGCCAGCGGAGACAACACGCUAAGCAUCACUAAAGGUGAGAAGCUGCGUGUGCUGGGCUACAACCAAAAUGGAGAGUGGAGUGAAGUGCGCUCUAAGAACGGCCAAGGUUGGGUACCCUCCAACUACAUCACACCAGUCAACAGUCUGGAGAAGCACAGCUGGUACCACGGGCCCGUGUCACGCAGCGCAGCAGAGUACCUGCUCUCGUCUCUCAUCAAUGGCAGUUUCCUGGUCCGGGAAAGUGAGAGCAGCCCCGGACAGCUGUCCAUUUCUCUCCGCUAUGAGGGGAGAGUCUACCACUACCGGAUCAACACCGCAUCUGAUGGAAAGGUGUAUGUGACGUCUGAGAGCCGUUUCGCCACCCUGGCCGAGCUGGUCCACCAUCACUCCACUGUCGCCGAUGGCCUGGUCACCACCCUGCACUACCCCGCACCCAAAUGUAACAAGCCCACAGUGUACGGUGUGUCACCCAUCCACGACAAGUGGGAGAUGGAGCGCACAGAUAUCACCAUGAAGCACAAGCUGGGGGGAGGCCAGUACGGAGAGGUGUACGUGGGAGUGUGGAAGAAGUACAACCUCACAGUGGCUGUCAAAACGCUCAAGGAGGACACCAUGGAAGUUGAAGAAUUUUUAAAAGAAGCCGCCGUUAUGAAGGAGGUUAAACACCCAAACCUUGUUCAGCUACUUGGUGUGUGUACAUUGGAGCCUCCGUUCUACAUCGUGACUGAGUACAUGCCACACGGCAACCUACUGGACUACUUGAGAGAUUGUGACAAGGAGGAGGUGAACGCUGUGGUGCUGCUGUACAUGGCCACGCAGAUCUCCUCUGCCAUGGAAUACCUGGAGAAGAAGAACUUUAUACACAGGGAUCUUGCAGCGAGGAACUGUCUGGUCGGGGAGAAUCAUGUUGUGAAGGUCGCAGACUUCGGCCUGAGCAGGUUAAUGACUGGUGACACCUACACGGCACAUGCAGGCGCCAAGUUCCCCAUCAAAUGGACUGCACCAGAGAGCCUUGCGUACAACACCUUCUCCAUCAAGUCUGAUGUCUGGGCAUUCGGGGUGCUGCUAUGGGAAAUUGCCACCUAUGGCAUGUCUCCAUAUCCUGGCAUCGAUCUGUCUCAGGUCUAUGACCUCCUGGAGAAAGGUUACCGUAUGGAACAGCCCGAAGGAUGUCCACCUAAAGUCUAUGAACUCAUGAGAGCAUGCUGGCAGUGGAGCCCAAUGGACCGACCUUCGUUCGCAGAGAUCCACCAAGCCUUCGAAACAAUGUUCCAUGACUCCAGCAUCUCUGAAGAGGUAGCAGAGGAGCUCUGUAAGACGGCCUCCUCUGGUCACUGCGGACCACUUCACCCUUUCAGUCACGACAUGCCCCUGUUGCCUUCCAAAUCCCGCACACUCCUAAAGCACACAGAAAACAAGGAAAACAUUGAGGGCGGACUCGACGGGCGAUCUGACCACGGCACGCACGGUCACUCAGGCUGGGCGUCGUCUUUGUUAGGAGGGGAUGGCCGAUCAGGCAGCUCCCCAGCUCUGCCCAGAAAACAGCAACCAAGAGACAAAUCUCCCGGCAACCUUUUAGACGAUGCACAGGAUAUGGGCACAUUUACAAGAGACCGUAAGACUGGCUUCUUUAGCUCCUUCAUAAAGAAGAAGUCUUCCUCUUCUUCCUCCUCACCAUCCUCUCAGCUACAACACAAUCUCCCGACGCCACCCAAGAGGAGCAGUUCUUUCCGGGAGAUGGAAACUCAGCCUCACAAGAAAUACGAGCCAACCGCUGAUUUCAGCGCUCCUCCUCCCCUUCCCCAGUCGGACAGUCUCGGUGGCUUCUCUGCCUCUCCGUCUCACUCCCAUGGAGAGCCAACUCAGGCGCAGUCACGCUGCUGUGGGGCUGCUUUUGGACAGAAGCCCUCUGGUGGGGGACUUGCCUCACAGGUUACAAGCGGCAGCAGUUGGAGCGGGUUGGCUGGUUUUUUUACCCCUAGACUCAUCAAAAAGACCCUGGGAUUACGGACAGGAAAGACAACCUCUUCAGAGGAGGGUGGAAGUAUAGCUGGAGGGCCUAAACCCUUCCCUAGGUCCAAUUCUACCUCCUCGAUGUCAGCUGGGUUGCCAGACCUGGAGCGCAUGGCUCUGACUUUACCCAGGAAUCGCAGUGCAAAACCCCCUCUAGAGCGGACUGCAUCCACAACCUCGCAGCCAGAGAAUGGGGCUGCGCGGCCCUCAGAAACUCUGCUGAGGAGGAUGGAUGAGGGGACAGCACAGAUCAGGGAAAGGCCCAAAGCCAAGCUAUUACCCCGAGGUGCUUCUGUAGGAGUGAGGGCACCAGGGGUUGGGGGGGAGGUGGGGGAAUCGGACAGUCUGUCUCGGGUGAGGGAGGGGAGAGAGGAGAGUGGGGGAGGACUGGACAGGCAGCAGAGUUGGCCAUCUCCGUCUAAGACUUCUAGUUCGAGUGCUUCAUCAGCUGCAGCAGGCGCACCAACUCACAACCACAAAGUUCCAGUCCUAAUCUCCCCCACGCUGAAGCACAGCCCAGCUGAUGUGCACCUGGUCGGGCUAGACUCUCAGGGGAACCGCUUCAAACUGCUGUCUGAGCACCAAGCAGAUCGGGACAGGCCGCGACUUGUAAAACCCAAGUGUGCUCCUCCUCCCCCUCCCACCCUGCGCAGCCUGCAACACUCCUACAGUGGCGACGGAGAGGAGCAGGUAGGAGGAGCACCUGUGGAAGUAAACGGAGACACGUUGAAAGGUCACAGGUCAGGGCGAAUGUCAGGAGGAGCGGCGACGGGCAGACCGUCAGUGCCACCACCACAAGUGCCUCCUGCAUCUUCCUCCUCCGUUCCCUCAUCUUGCUCUGCCACCACCAACACAACUCCCACCAAAAUGGCCAACGGAGCCGCCACCACUGCCUCCUCCUCACACACAGCACCAUCUGCCGGUUCCAAAGUGGCACUGCGGCGAACCAGGCAGCAGGCAGAGAGGGUGCCCCUGGAGCGAGUUAGUCGCGAGGCCCUGCUGGAGUGCGCUGAGUGCCUGAGCAGCGCCCUCCACGCCAGCUCCGAAAGCCCCUCCAGCAGCCAGGUGCUGGACGCUGGCCACCAGCUGCUAGACUACUGCUCAGGUUACGUGGACUGCAUCCCUCAGAUGAGGAACAAAUUUGCCUUCCGAGAGGCGGUGGGGAAGCUGGAGCUCAGCCUGCAUGAACUGAGGGCCUCGUCCUCAGGAGGUGGAGGGCUGAGCGGCGUGGGGCCCAACACUGUACUGGACAACCUGCACAGCUGUAUUAAAGAGAUUAGUGACGUAGUACAGAGGUAGCCACUGUGACAACACCAACCGUCACCCCUAACUACCCGACAGACUGCUUAUAUUCCCUUUUUUUAUGUUUCUGGUUCUUUUGACAGCUUUUUGGGGGACGAAACGAGAUGAAUCUCUAAAGUACCUCAGAGAAAUCACUACAAAAUCUAUUCUUUUUACUGUUUACAAACAACCGUUUCAUAAAAUGCCAGUGUGGACACUAAUUUUGCUCUGACCUGUACAUAUUCAGAAAUCUUUAUACCAAACUAAAUGUGGUUCAAGUCACACAAUGAAAUGUUUAGCCCCACAUCUCCACCUGGCCGUGAUAAAAGGCCUUCUUGUUAAAUGAAUGUCAAGUGUAUCAGCUGUGUGUAGCCAGGCCAGCGAGUCGGCCAAGUCUAAGCUCACUCUGCUUAUCUGUCAGUCUGUCACGUACUGAGCGCGAAUGACGGUGGUUGUGCCCAGCCUUACUGAGAAUACUAGACAACUGUUUUCACUGACUAAGCUCGAACAGUGCUUUGCAAACGAGUGAAUCAUCAGUUGGGUGUACUGUGUUUCGCAGUAGAGUAUUUUGCUCAGUGUCUGGGGAACUGAGUGACCAUAAGCCAUUUUUUAAAGCCAUUGUAUUCUAAAGGAUUGGAAGCAACAUGAGGAUUCAGUAUGAUUUAAGGUUUUGGGGUCUCAAUUUGACACUCUUGUUUUCUGUGCAGAUGUUUUUUUAGUAUUUUUAUUUCAUUUUUAUGAUAGUAUUUUUUAAGUAGAUGGACAAAUGUGAUAAAAUUAUAAAUCUCCCUAUAAUUAAAGGUGCAGUGUGUAAGAUUUAGGGGGACAUAUUGGCAGAAAUUGAUUGUUUUCUUCAGUUAUAUAGUUUUCGUUACCUUAAAAUGAACUGUUUAUAUCUUCAUAGGGAGCGGGUCCUCGUCCAUAGAGUCAGCCAUGUUGCGCCACCAUGUUUUUCACAGAAGCCCAGACGAGACAAGCCAAACACAAACUUGAGAUAGGGCCAAUUUAUGUUUUCACGUCGGCCACCGUAGUUAGUAGCUCUUCCGCGAUGAGCAGCAUUGGAAAAGUUAUUUUGAACAUGAAACUGCUUUAUUCAGUGUUUAAAUCACAUGGGUUCUUAUUUAUAAACAUUGCGUGAGCAUAAAACAAGGCCUGAAAGAGGCGUACGCCACCUCCCACACAAAAGUUGUGAUCUAUAAAAGCAGACUGUUUUUUUUUUUUUGUUUUUUUAUUAAUAAAGAUAUAUAUAAGAUAUUCUUUGGGGCAUUUUUGGACUUCUGUGGAUAAUUCGGCUCCUGGUAAAAACCUCCUGAACAAUGAACACUGAAGAAAAUCUAACUGGUAAAAGUUUCAGCUGGUUGCAAUCUGCAUUCCUCAGCGUUUCAUGCCACUAUAUCCCCUUAUAUCUUACACACUGCUUCUUUAAAGCCUUGUUUUUUAAGAAUCAUCUUUAGAGAAUAAUCAACUGUUUUGACGCCGACAUUCCCACGUGUCCUCACAAGACUGAAGGGAUCACUUACAUCGUUGAAAGUUGUGUGCAUUUGACAAGCAUGUAAAUAAGCUCAGAUGAAACGUCAAGUGUACGUUUCAGUAUUACCAAAUACAGGCUUAUCAAAUCUAAAAAAGAAAAGAUUUAAAAAAAAAAAAAGAUUUUUAUGAAUCUAUUUUGUUUAUUUCCCACAAUACUAAAACAUGAUGAAUGAUGGUGGGGUGUCUUAUCAUAUGCACAGCAUUUGUCUUCGCUUCAGUGACGUGACUCAUGUUCACACCUUAACACAGUGCCACAAAUAUGGGGAGAAAAAUAAAUCCUCAGUCUCCUAAAGCAUUUCAAUAUUUAUGUCCAGUAAUCCUUGCACACUACAUUUCUUCCUUGUAUGACGGAGCAGAAGAGAGUAGAGAGAGUAGAGGGAGGAGGGGGGGGAGAGCACAGGGUAGCGCAUGAGCAGGUGAAUUGGGACAGUAUUUCUAUAAGUGUCCUUCCGAGUAUGGACAGUGCUGGAUUCCCUGUAGCCUUGUCGUGUCCUCAGUGCCUCAAAUUCUUCCAUGUAUGAACACUGCGAAACGCAGAGACCUACUUCACACUAAUCACACAGUACUGAUCUCUCAACAAACAAAAAACUGCAGUAUGUCUUCAGCACAUGAGCAAUUUGUACAUUAUUUGGUUCAAAGAAAAAAAUGCUUUUUAGAAUGUCUAUGUAUGAACUUGAAUUUUAAAUUAUUCCUUUUUUUUUUUAUUAAAAGCACAGACCUAUUUUGAGAGAAAAGUUAUGUAAAUAUUUGAUUUAUUUCAUAUCCAGGAAACAAAAGAUUUAUGUGUGGUUACAGCAUAAAGAGCAAUGUUUUUGACUGAAGAGAUGUAUUACAAGACUGAGGCUCAUCCACCCAGAUCUGAAUAUCUGCUUUAUGAAUGUAUUAUUCUUCCGUUCUGAACCCGGGCGAAUGUUCAUCUGCAUGACUCUUUAAUCUCUUACGGUGCCAUUUUAUUUUAUUUAUUAUAAUUCUUUUUAUUGGCCUGUACUCCUAAUUUCAGUCACACUAAUAAGUCCAGAAACAGCUGCUCUGUUUUUUGAGCACAAACAAAACUGUACAGCGCACACAAAACUCAAGAUACUUUUAUUUUCUUUGCUUUGGCUCACAUCUUUACGUACACUGGAUAAGGCCUCAGACACAUUGGUUCGUCCACACAUGUUGCAUACCGCAAAACCUAAUCACUGCAGGUCCAUAACACUUUCAAAAUGCCUGUUAAUGACACUUGAUGGAUUGCCAAGUAAACGUUUAUGUCAACUUGUGUUGUGGUGCGUUUUAUAUCAUCAUUUCACGUCGUCGUGUGUCGGUGUUAAUGUCCAACUUCUUGCCAAACAGGAUCCUACGAGACAAACUGAUGAUUGGUUUCUAUUCACUGUGAGUUUCUGAAUAACAUGGACGGAAAUAUCAUCUUUUCUUUCAUGAUUCUUGGUGCCUUUUUGUGAACAAAAUAAUUUAUGUACAGUACACUAUCACUGCAAGAUAUCACAGCUAUGGCAGCGUUAAAGUACAUCUUUACAACAAUGUGUUUUCUUUCCUUUGCCAUGAGAUUGUGAUAAGCAUAUCACUACAGCAUGCAUUUCUGUCAUAUGGAGGUUAACAGUCAGAUGCAAACUUGAAACCGAAAGGUGCACUUUGUCUAUGAAGAUUAUGUAUUUAGAUACUCGGUUACAGAGGCCGUUCAUUAGCGGCCUUUAACACUGUUAGUGCAGCCACAUCUGGUUGUGUUUCCUCUCUGACAAAUGAAACAUGGCACUAAAAUGAAGCUGCUCUGGUGUCUCAGACUCCGACCACAUCAAAGGUUUUGUCUAAAAUAUCUCUUUUGAAUUGCCUAGCAAACUUAAUUAAGUUUCUGUUUAGUUGUAGUGCAUUUCUGCAGAGUAGUUUCCCCAAAAAAAGCCUUAUCUAGAAAAAAAAAUAACCUUCUAGAAACACACUCAAAGUCUGGACUGUUGUUAAGAAAUAAAGCAUAUCUAAUCAAUGAUUACAGAAUCAGUAAAUUGAUUUGGUGCCCAUGUUUUCUCCUCAAAUUUCUGCUCAUUCUCAUUAUCAGUCUCCUGCAUUGUCUUUAUUUAUGUCGCCUGCAUUUAUCCUGUAUAUCUGUUUUUUUUAUUUCCUCCUGUCUCUGUUUUGGAGAUCAGCUCUGGAGAACGUGUGUACACAUCAUUAUACCAAAGGCCACUUCUUCAGUUGUACGAGUGCAAUGUAAACCAACACACAAAAUAAUGGAAUAUGUGAAUCUAAACAGGGAUUAAAAAAAAUGGCAGAGAUGUUAACAUUAACUUUUUUAUUGUACAAAAUAUAUAUUUUGUGUUUUGUUUUUUUGUUUUUUGUUUUUUAUUUAAAGCUCACGUUAUAUUACUGUGAAGUUUUGCUUAUCAGUGUUAAGCCUAUUGUAAAUAAUAAAGAUAUUGAUGAAUACUGUUUUGUUCUUGGUUGUUCAUCUGCCUCCGUGCAUGACAUUUUAUUGUCUGUGGCUUAAGAGCAAAGGCGCA